AUGAGUAAUCGACCUCGCAUCCUCGACCUCGGCACGCUGCUGAUUGCCAUUCCGGUUGCCCUGCCGCUGAUUAUUGUGCUGGCGGCGCUGUUCGGACCGGCUGAUGAGGUCUGGUUACACCUGCGUGAAUAUCUGCUGGCUGAAUAUGUCCUCAAUACGCUGCUGCUGAUGUUACUGACCGGGCUGCUCGCGGGUGUUUUUGGCAUCAGCACCGCCUGGUUGAGUACUCACUAUGAAUUUGCCGGCCACCGCUGGGUUGCACCAGCACUGGUAUUGCCCCUGGCUCUGCCCACUUACGUGGCCGGCUACGUCUACGCUGACCUGCUGGAAGUGUCUGGUCCCGUGCAGGCAUUUAUCCGGGAAAUCACUGGUUGGGGGGUCAGCGAAUUUCGCCUGCCACCCAUACGUUCUCUACCCGGAGCCGCCAUGGUCAUGUCACUGGUCCUCUACCCCUACGUCUAUCUGUUAGUGCGGGUUAAUCUGGACUCACAAUCGAGCAUGCUGUCCGACGCCUCACGCACGCUGGGCGCUUCUAAUUUUGAGCUGUUCCGCAGAGUGACCCUGCCACUGGCCAGACCUGCCAUAGCAGGCGGGCUGGCGCUUGUCCUGAUGGAAACCGCAGCCGAGUUCGGGGUUGUGGAACACUUUGGGGUGGCCACACUGACCACCGGCGUAUUCCGAACCUGGCUGUCUAUGGGAGAGCGCGGUGCAGCGCUCCAGUUGGCCGCAUGGUUAUUCCUGCUGGUGAUAUUCCUGGUUGCGCUCGAGCAGGCGACCCGCAGAGGCCAGCGCUUCAACCUGGCGACACCAGACAAGCCUGCCAGAAAACAGAGACUCACAGGCUUCAGAAGCGCUCUUGCCCUUAUUGUCUGCCUGUUACCUGUUGUUCUGGGUUUUGUACUGCCGGCAGGUUUACUGCUGAAUUAUGCUCUGGAAACCGGGGAUCCACUGCUCAGCACACGUUUUAUCGGGUUUGUAAAAAACUCACUUUACGUUUCCACCAUCGCCGCCGCUUUGUGUGUGAUCGGUGCCAUGUGGCUGGCCUAUGCCGCUCGACUGAGGCCUACCGUACCGGUGAGGUACGGCAUUCGCGUUGCCACUUUAGGAUACGCGAUUCCAGGGCUGGUGCUGGCGACCGGCGCCCUUUUACCGCUGACCGCUAUCGACCAGUGGCUGGCAACAGAGUUUGACAGCAUUAACUCACUGAUGAUCACCGGCACAAUCGCUGGUCUGGUAUUCGUCUAUAUCGCACGCUUCAUGACGGUUGCUUUCAACAGUGUGCAAGGCGGACUGGGGCAGAUUCAUCCGUCUCUUGAUGACGCUGCCCGCACCUUAGGCGCAUCGCCAACCCGACUUUUCGGCCGCAUCCAUGUACCUCUGUUAACGUCAACCAUUGCCUAUGCGGGUCUGCUGACCUUCAUCGAUGUGGUCAAAGAACUGCCCGCUACACUGAUCAUGCGGCCCUUUAAUUUCGAAACCCUGGCAACCCGGGUGUAUCGACUGGCCGCUGAUGAACGUAAGUCUUCUCUGGCAUUUGAUACGCUCUAUGCUGAAGGUCAGCGUCGCUACGUCGAAUCGCUGUCCGCCUACGCGCGACAGUUUCUGUCGAUGAUGGAAAAGCCAGACGUCGACCAUAUUGAAGGGUUAUCACCCGCCAUUUCGAUUGAACAGAAAUCGACCUCACACAACCCACGCUCUACCGUAGGCACGAUCACAGAAAUCUACGACUAUCUGCGCCUGUUGUUUGCCAGAGUAGGUGAGCCGCGCUGUCCAGAUCACGACGAACCACUGGCCGCGCAGACUGUCAGCCAGAUGGUUGAUCAGGUGCUGCAGAUGCAGGAUGGCGAGCGCAUCAUGAUUCUCGCGCCAGUCAUUUCAGAGCGUAAAGGCGAGCACCAGCACGUUUUUGCAGAAUUACGCAGCAACGGUUUCGUGCGCGCCCGCGUCGACAACAUUGUUGUUGAUCUCGACGCCACCCCUGACCUGGACAAGAACAAAAAACACACCAUUGAGGCGGUCAUCGACCGCGUACGCAUUCGCGAUGGCCUGCAACAACGACUGGCAGAAAGUUUUGAAACCGCGCUGCAGCUGUCUGACGGGGUUGCUCUGGUGCGCAGCAUGGAAGACGAAAAAGCGCCGCCGCAGAUUUUUUCAGCGCGCUUUGCCUGCCCGCAAUGUGGCUACAGCAUUUCCGAGCUAGAGCCUCGCAUGUUUUCUUUUAACAACCCUGCCGGGGCGUGCGAUUCGUGUGAUGGUCUGGGCGUUACCAAUUUCUUUGAUCCAGAACUUGUGGUCGCCGACGAAGACCUGACCCUUGCGGAGGGUGCCAUUCGUGGCUGGGACAGACGCAACGUCUACUAUUUCCAUAUGUUGACCUCGCUGGCUGAUCACUACGGCUUCGACGUUGAGAUGCCUUUUAAAAAGCUCAAUAAGAAGCAACGUCAGGCCAUAUUGUUCGGCAGCGGGCAGACCCGUAUCGAUUUCAGCUACGCCAAUGAUCGAGGUGAUGUGAUCAAGCGGCGCCACCGCUUUGAAGGUGUCAUCCCCAACAUGGAGCGUCGUUACCACGAGACCGACUCCAAUAUGGUGCGGGAGAACCUGCAGAAAUAUCUGCGUGUGGCCGAUUGCCCCAGCUGUGCCGGCACACGUUUACGACAGGAGUCCCGCCAUGUGUUUAUUGGUACCAGCAACCUGCCGGAAAUUACCCAUGGCUCGGUCGAAGACACGCUGAAGCACUUUGAAUCUCUGAAGUUGAAAGGCCAGCGCGCCACUAUUGCAGACAAAAUUCUGAAAGAAAUUAUUGCCCGUCUGCGUUUUCUGGUGGAUGUCGGCCUCAAUUAUCUGACCCUGGAUCGAAGUGCAGAUACGCUGUCCGGUGGCGAGGCGCAACGUAUUCGUCUGGCCAGCCAGAUUGGUGCUGGCCUGGUCGGUGUCAUGUACAUUCUUGAUGAACCUUCUAUUGGCUUGCACCAGCGUGACAAUGAACGCCUGUUACGCACCCUGGAACAUUUGCGCGAUCUGGGUAACACCGUACUGGUGGUUGAACAUGAUGAAGAAGCCAUUCGCGCUGCAGACUACCUGAUCGAUAUUGGCCCCGGCGCAGGUGUUCACGGCGGUAAAAUCGUCGCCGCAGGUGGCAUCAAAGAUAUCCUCAAGGCAAAAGACUCCAUCACGGGCCAGUAUCUUUCCGGGCGCAAAUCCAUCGCCGUGCCCGGCGUACGCACGCCGUUUGAUGAAGAAAAGGUGAUCACUCUGAUCGGUGCCAAGGGUAAUAACCUGCAGGACGUGACGGUCACUAUACCUUGCGGCCUGCUGACCUGCGUUACCGGCGUUUCAGGAUCAGGUAAAUCAACGCUGAUCAAUCAAACCCUUUAUCCUUUAGCUGCCACUGCGCUGAACCGGGCUGAGACACUGAAGCCUGCACCAUUUGAUCACAUGGAAGGCAUGCAUCAUCUGGACAAGGUGGUCGACAUUGAUCAGAGCCCGAUAGGGCGCACGCCACGCAGCAACCCGGCGACCUAUACUGGCCUGUUCACCCCCAUAAGAGAGUUGUUUGCCCAGGUACAGGAAUCCCGCGCGCGCGGGUACAAACCCGGGCGAUUCAGUUUCAACGUUAAAGGCGGUCGCUGUGAGGCGUGUCAGGGUGAUGGUGUCAUCAAAGUAGAAAUGCAUUUUCUGCCGGAUAUCUACGUGCCUUGUGACGUCUGCAACGGCAAGCGCUACAACCGGGAGACUCUGGACGUACGCUACAAAGGUAAAAACAUCCACGAAGUUCUGGAUAUGACCAUCGAAGAUGCACGAACAUUUUUUGAUGCUGUCCCCAUGCUCUCUCGCAAACUACAGACACUGAUGGAUGUCGGCUUGUCGUAUGUGAGGCUGGGACAAUCGGCGACCACCUUAUCCGGUGGCGAAGCGCAGCGAGUGAAGCUGUCACGGGAGCUGUCUAAGCGGGAUACUGGACAGACGCUGUAUAUUCUUGACGAACCAACAACCGGCCUGCACUUUCACGAUAUCGCUCAAUUGUUGGAUGUACUGCACAGGUUGCGCGAUGCGGGCAACACGGUUGUGGUUAUCGAACACAAUCUGGAUGUCAUCAAAACAGCUGACUGGGUGAUUGAUCUGGGACCUGAAGGCGGCUCCGGUGGCGGCACUAUUGUUGCGACCGGCACACCUGAAGCAGUUGCAAAGGUACGCAAAUCUCAUACCGGACGUUUUCUGAAACCGUUGGUAGGCAGUGGGGCUAAGCGCUAG
Molecule: messenger RNA, 4251 nt
Organism: Symbiodinium pilosum
Lineage: Eukaryota; Dinophyceae; Suessiales; Symbiodiniaceae
Source: the annotation of a GenBank genome assembly